Molecule: messenger RNA, 1632 nt
Organism: Arabidopsis lyrata subsp. lyrata
Lineage: Eukaryota; Viridiplantae; Streptophyta; Magnoliopsida; Brassicales; Brassicaceae
Product: F-box/FBD/LRR-repeat protein At1g51370-like
Exons: 4
Coding region: 133-1479 (448 amino acids)
Molecular function (GO): protein binding
Source: RefSeq, a predicted model, not a curated record
UAAGAAAGAGCUACUGGAACGCCAUUAAUUAGAGAGUGGUCUAAUGCGAGAAAUCAUCAUCUUCGACAAGAGACCGUGAAGGAAGACGAAUAGGUUUGAUCUGCCAAGAUUAGUUGUCCGAAGAAAAGAGAAAUGGUGGGUAGAAAGAAGAAACCCAAAAUAUGUGACAAAGAAGAUAGGAUAAGCCAGUUACAUGAAGAAGAUAGGAUAAGCCAGUUACCAGAACCUUUGAUAUCCGAAAUUCUUUGUCAUCUUUCUACUAAGGAUGCUGUAAGAACAAGCGCUUUGUCUACCAAAUGGAGGAAUUUUUGGCGAUGGGUUCCUGGAUUGGACUUAGACCCUUACGCAUUCUCAGAUUUCGAUGCCUAUGUGAGUUUUGUUGAAAAGUUUUUUGAUUCCCACAGGGAAUCAUGGAUACGCAAACUCCGGUUAAGUUUUGGUUAUUUUCGUCAUGGUAUGUGUGAUCUCACGUCAUGGAUUGAUGCUGUGACUAGGCGUAGGAUUCAGCAUCUUGAUGUUAGUUCUUUCCAUGGUGGUGAGAUACCCCUGAGCAUAUAUACAUGUGAGACACUGGUAGACUUACGACUCAGUGAGGUCACCUUGUGUAAUACUGAGUUUGUUUCCUUACCUUGUCUGAAGAUCAUGCAUCUACGGCAUAAUAGAUUUCCCAAUGAGACCACGUUGCAGAAACUUAUCUCAGGCUCUCCAGUUCUGGAAGAUUUAACCAUCAUCAGAUAUCCAAUAGAUAAUGCAGAGGUUUUACAAGUGCGCUCUCAUAUGCUGAAGAGAGUCUAUAUAAAUGAUGGCAUCCAAGUUGUAAUUGAUGCACCUCUACUCCAGUGUUUGAGGGCUACGGUCUCCUCACCAAAAAACUUUCAGAUCGUCAAUUUGGGUUCCUCUGCCAAACUAGAUAUUAGUUUCGCCUAUAACGAUGUGACAUACAGUAGCAGCAUGAUUCAUGACAUCCUGACUGAUAUAUUGAGGGUCAGGGAGCUAGUUAUUAGGAAUGCUAUUUUUUGGGAGGAAAUUUUUCAAUACUCGAAAUCGGGACCGAUGCAUCAGUUUCGUUACCUAUCCUGCUUGAAUGCUAAAUUUUCUGAAACUCAUCUGGAAAUUUUGCCAACCCUUCUUGAGAGCUGCCCAAAACUAGAAUCUCUCAUACUGAAAUUGGUUAAGGACAGCUGCAUGAGUGGUAAGAAGAAGAAAGAACCAAAGUUGAUGUUUUCAACAGUGCCUCAAUGUUUGGUAUCAUCGCUCAAGUUUGUGGAAUGGACACGUGCGCUCUCAGGGUAUGAAGGAGAAAUAGAGCUAGUAAGAUACUUCUUGAAGAAUUCAAAAAUCUUGGAGAAAUUUAGGCUUGAAGCUUACUAUACCGAAAAAGCCAAGUGUGCCUUCCUUCAAGAACUCCUUACGAUGCCAAGAUGCUCUAGCGUUUGUGAAAUCCAUGUUUCUUUAAUUCCUAGAAAUAAAUAUGGUUGAACAUUUCGUUGAAGGUUGAUCUUUUUGGUCGUUAAAUUAGUUGAUAUUAGGAGGCUAUUUUAGGCUUUGAGCCACAACCAAAUAUUGCAGUUUAAGUCUUUCUUAUGUUACUUGGUGGUUGCUACUUAUAAUCAUUAUCAGCUUUAUCUUGAA